Molecule: messenger RNA, 873 nt
Organism: Bubalus bubalis (water buffalo)
Lineage: Eukaryota; Metazoa; Chordata; Mammalia; Artiodactyla; Bovidae
Product: F-box only protein 27-like
Exons: 1
Coding region: 1-873 (290 amino acids)
Biological process (GO): SCF-dependent proteasomal ubiquitin-dependent protein catabolic process; glycoprotein catabolic process
Cellular component (GO): cytoplasm; SCF ubiquitin ligase complex
Molecular function (GO): protein binding; ubiquitin protein ligase activity
Source: RefSeq, a predicted model, not a curated record
AUGCAGGCAACAGCAGCCGCGGGGCCUGACGAGGAGACCAUGGGCGCCUCAACCUCCUGGGGCCUGCCCGCCCGCGUCCCAGCUCCGCACCGCGAGCCACAGGAGGCUCCAGGCCCGAACCAACUGCCCAUCGAGAUGCUCCGGAAGGUGCUGAGCUACCUGCCUCCAAGCACGCUGCUCCGGCACUGCCGCCCGGUGUGCCGGCGCUGGCGAGACGUGGUGGACGGCUGGGACCUGUGGCGGAGCAUCCUGCCUUGGAAACACCCCGACCUGUGGCCCGUCAUCCGCACCUGCCUGCCCCCUGCUGACAGCCCCGGGCCCUGCAUCCUGGGCCGCUUCUGCGAGCGCAGACCCAUAGGACGCAAGCUCACCGCGAACCCCCCGGGCAAAGACCUCUGGAACUGUAUGGUGCUGAGUGGUAGCGAUAGCUCAGAGGAAGAGGAAGACUUGGGGGCCAGGCUGAAGACUUCUGGGGAGACGAGCUACAGUCCUGCCUACAGGUGUUGGUACAAAGGAGAAAUUUUGGACCUGAAGGAGGAGGGUCUGUGGCGGGAACUCCUGGAUAGUGGAAAGAUUUGGAUUUCUGUCUGUCGCCGCUGGACAGAACAACAAGGCAGUGACCGGAUGUAUCAGCUAGUCGUCAAGCUUCUAGAUGCCAACUAUGCCAUCUUGCAUUAUUUCUUCCAUAAACGUUUUCCCGUCAGGCCGCGGACAGGCAGUUUCUCCUUUCGGAUCAUGCAUGCGUUCACCAACAUCAAGAAGGGCGUCCGCUUUGUGUUGUUUGACCACAGUGUCGAGGGCUAUGAUUCGUGGCCUGAGCAGUGUGGAGUCUGCAGGCCCCAAUCCAGUGUCAUCGUACGGAUCCGUCCCUAG